Clonostachys rhizophaga is the source of this 1074-nucleotide messenger RNA. Lineage: Eukaryota; Fungi; Ascomycota; Sordariomycetes; Hypocreales; Bionectriaceae. The record is from the annotation of a GenBank genome assembly.
AUGAACUCAAAUCUCACCCCGGUAAAGGUCCGCGGAAAGCGCAAGACGCCGUCGGCUCCCACAACAAGAAUCCCACAAGAGCUCGAGAAGAGGCUUCGGGCGCAACACGAGUUCCAGAUCCAGACUCCCGGCCCCCAAGACCAGUCUCCCAAGAAGCUCAAGAGAUCAAUAGCAGAAGUGAUGGCCCGACGCACCAUCCAACAUCGCUCUACUCUCGACAGCCUCCCAUCUGAGAUCCUCGAAAAGAUUCUCUUGUAUAGCACCAACUUGGCUCUUCCCAGAACCAGUCCACUUAUUGGGCUCAGGCUAUCAGAACGAGCUACGCUGGUCCGUCUUUUCAUUCUAGCGUUUCAUGAGACCUGGGAUCAGUGGUUCGGUAGCCCAGUUUCAGAAAAGGAGGAGGGCACUUUCGAGGGAAACCCUGAGCUUCAGACAGCCGUACUGACGCAGCGCUGGGCAACUAUUGACCUGAUCCUGACAGCCCAGCAGGCCUGGGUGGAUAGAUAUGCCAGCGACCGGUCAUUUCAACACUCCGUCCCAUGGGACGAUAGUAAGGAAGGAACCGAGCACUCUCAUGAGGGAGACGAUUUUCGGUAUCAAGCCCAUGACUGCUUCGAGGUCGACUACCAACGGGCUCUAGAGUGGACACCCUUCCAAAUAGAACCCGAAACCUGGGGUGGUCACGAUAUCCAUCCCCAGGUGAAGAUCCCCACGGAGCUCAUGACCGGCCCGUGGGACGACGAAAAGCUGCGUCGCUUGUUCUGGCUAUCGCGCGGCGGCAUGAGGAUAUCCGAGGACGAAACCGACGGGCCGCCCUGGGAGGACAAGAUCAAGUUCCUCCGGAACGCCGUUCUCGAAGCUACGGAGCCAAAUGUCCUCGUCGUCAACUGCCUGAUGGGCUCCUGGGUCUUCAGAGGGCUUCCGGGAGACGUCAUACGGAUGGAGAAGGGUAAGAUCGACGCGCGACUCCAAUGGGGCGACGACACAGAACACGCCAGGAUGAUCCUGAGGCGCACGAGACAGGCACUGGAUAUUUUCCUAGACCACUGGCGCGCAGAUCAAGUUGUGAAGUGA